AUGAAAAUCCUGAAACACGAUUUCGUCUUGAUUGACGACGAACUCAAGUGCAGGUUGCACAAAGUGGUGGAUAUGAAAAUAAAAAUAAAAAAAAACUACCUGAACUUAAUGUUCCUUGUUAAUAAAAAAUAUGGAUCCACAUACACCUACAUAAAUAACAAAUGGAUUCGAUGCAAAAAGAAUAAAAAUAAGUUGGACAUUGAUUUUUAUGGAAAUAUUGAAGGAACAAACAAAGAUAUUUUUCAGCAUAACAAUUCUCAAAAAUUAACGGAAGAAAAUAUUGCAGAAAUGAAAGACAAUAUAUCAGAAAAUCCAUACGAAGUUAUACAAAAGCUAGUUCAUAAUUCUUCCACUUAUAAAAAUAAAACUGUUAUAUCAAAAUUUAAAUAUGUAGAAAAAAAAUUGAAAAGACAUUUAUGCCAAUUUACUGUAUAUGAAUGUAAUGUUGUAAAUUUAAUAAAUUUCUAUUACAAAUAUUUUCCUGAAAAAAUAUCCUCUGUUCGGGUUGAUUAUUUAUCAAAUUUAUUGUUCCAUUUGAAUCGAGAUAUCCUUCUGGGUGGGCAGAGCCCUCAAGGGAGUGAGGAAAGUACGGAAAAAAGUAUUGAAGGGAAUAAUGCAGAAGGCAUUGACGUGAAGGAAGGUAUGGAAAAAAGUAUUGAAGGGAAUAAUGCAGAAGGCAUUGAUGUGAAGGAAGGUAUGGAAAAGAGUAUUGAAGAAACGGGAAAAUUGGAAGGGAAUGCCAUCUCAAAUCACUUAGGCAAAGAAAGUCUCCACACAUUGUCCUCGAAAAAACCGAAUGUAAUAAUUUAUGAUGAUUCAUUCGGUUUAAUGAUAAGCAUACUCAACAUCAUCUAUUCUGAUCAUCUGAAUAUUUUUUCUCUAGUUUAUAAAAAUGCUUCUAAUUCUAUUAUCCCCAGUUUUGGCAUUCCCAAAAGUACCAACGUUGCCAAGGUCAGUAUCCUGCAUGCAUCACACGCUCCACGACUCAACACCGGGCAGUGGCUCGCCAUCGACAGGAACGGCGAUCUCGUUGGAAAGGAUGCAGUACAUGAGGGACCGGGAGUAGUAUCGGAGGAGUUACAAAUGGAAGGAGUGGCCCCAAUGGAGGAAGUGUCUAAAGACGCCCAAGUAGUUAACGUAGCCGAAGUGGCAGCGGCUGAGGAGGGGCAAUCUCACAAAAGGAGAAUAAACCAGGUGGACCACCCCUGUGAUGGAGGGCAGGACUAUGCUCUGAAUCCUCCGAACACCACAAGUGAGCCGAUGAGUAACUCUAUUACUAACCCGGUGGUUGACGCUGUAUCCCCCCCCAACAAGCGUGCAAAGAAUGCCCAGACAGAGGCGGACACCACAGUUGCGCCAGACGAUCAUUCACAGCUACAACAUAUGUUGAUAGACCACAUGAACAACACAGGGGCGGAAUCAUUCGUUGUAAUAAUAUCGAGCGAUUUCAUUUACAACACGAACACAGAUGUACAUCUCCUCAUUGAGACGCUCAUCAAGGUGUCUUUAAAAUUUCUGAAAAAUGAUAGCAAGAUAAUUAUUCACACAGAUGACUUAAACAUAUGCAACAUAUUCUUAAAGGGCCUAAUGACUACCAAUUCCUUUAUAAAUAUGAAGCUCAAUGAAUUUGUUUUAAGAGAGCAACAGGUUGUGAAGCGGCGAACGCAUCCUGUGAUAAAAAACGCCAAAUUGGCCGAUGGGUUUUUGUUAACUGCGCUCAAGGUCGAGGGAGGAACCUAA
Molecule: messenger RNA, 1740 nt
Organism: Plasmodium knowlesi strain H
Lineage: Eukaryota; Apicomplexa; Aconoidasida; Haemosporida; Plasmodiidae
Product: tRNA (adenine(58)-N(1))-methyltransferase non-catalytic subunit TRM6, putative
Exons: 1
Coding region: 1-1740 (579 amino acids)
Biological process (GO): tRNA methylation
Cellular component (GO): tRNA (m1A) methyltransferase complex; nucleus
Source: RefSeq, a predicted model, not a curated record